This is a messenger RNA of Haliotis rufescens (red abalone), 2183 nucleotides long. Its product is annotated as galactosylceramide sulfotransferase-like. Lineage: Eukaryota; Metazoa; Mollusca; Gastropoda; Lepetellida; Haliotidae. The transcript is spliced from 3 exons. Gene Ontology annotation, biological process: glycolipid biosynthetic process. The record is from RefSeq and is a predicted model, not a curated record. Bases 229 to 1821 code for a protein of 530 amino acids. Gene Ontology annotation, cellular component: membrane. Gene Ontology annotation, molecular function: galactosylceramide sulfotransferase activity.
UCGCCCACCUGGGCCUACUGUGUAGAGCACUGGGUACAUGUACAUGGGUCAUGGUGAGGCGCAGUCAGCGACGCGGCUGUUGUGAUGAAGAGAGGCAACAACUGAUGGUGACAGUGCGUGUGUCCAAUAUCACACCUACCGUCCAGACAUACGGGUGUUAGACAAGCCAUCCAUGACCACAUCCUGUUGUUGUUGCCCGAGCGACGCCAGCUAGCAGACACCGCCCCCAUGGCGAUCACUGUGCACAGAACAAGAUGUUUGUUCUAUCUCCUGGUUUCCGUGGCUUCGGUGUUGUACAUACUUGUUUUGCUGGGGGCGCCAAGUCACAGAAGCAGCAGAAUCAGACUUUAUGCAAAAAGAAAUAUCCUCUACAACCGUGCCCACAAUCCUGGUUUAGUGACAAUGCAGGACGGGACAAUGCAUGAGAAACACAUGCUGAAAGAAAAUCCCAUCUCUGGUCCUCAGCUCAAGGAGGCCGGAAUUCCACCAGCAAACACCCUCUACCGUGAAUACAAGCAUCGGUCUCACAGGGGUUCCAGUCAUGAAGUUAAACUGGAUCAACGGCCGCAUAGGGAGCAGCAUGGAGAAGAUACCGAAGAGCCAAAUAUUUCAUCGGAAAAAUAUCAUUCUCAGCAUUCCAGAAAUACAUGGGAGCAGCCAAAUAUUCCAUCGGAAAAAUAUCAUUCUCAGCAUUCCAGCAAUACAUGUCCCCCCAAACACAAUGUCGCCUUCUUGAAGGUUCACAAAGCCGGCAGCAGUACCAUGGCAAACAUCCUGCAGAGGUUUGCCGUCAGGAACGACCUCAACGUGGUCCUCCCCGACAAACUAGUUGGAGAAAGCGGUUUCAACAUUCUUGGUUACGGACCUUUCUUCUCGGCGAACAUGGUCAUCCCCGUUCCCGAAGGACAGACCUUCAAUAUACUGUGCAACCAUGUUGUGUACAACAGGGUAGUGUUGGACAAGCUCAUGCCCCCUGGCACGUUCUAUGUCGCCAUCGUGAGGAGUCUUGAAGAAAGGUUCAUUUCCGCGAUGAACUAUUUUGGUCAGGUAUAUUAUAUCGAAGACAAAAUGAAAAUGACUGGUGCGUUUAAACGAGAGGACAUUCUGUCACACUUCUUCACCAAUCAAAAGGUUCACGGGAUAUACAAGGAGUCUAUAAUAAACAGUAUUGCGUAUGAUUUUGGGUUCCCAACGUACAGUGACAAUGAGGAAUAUGCCCAGAGCUACCUUCAGAAGAUCGAUAAGGAGUUUGACUUUGUGAUGAUCAUGGAAUAUUUUGACGAGUCUCUCGUGUUGCUAAGGCGACGUCUGUGUUGGGGUCUCCGUGACAUCCUCUAUAUCAAACAUAACUCCAAUCGACAUCCUGUUCUUCCUCUCGCAGAGGAAGAUAGACAGAAACUGUACGGAUCACAGAAACUAGAUCAUAGGAUAUACCAGCAUUUCUACGGUAAAUUCUGGGAUGAAAUUCUAGCUGAAGGACGUGACAUAUUUGAUGAAGUUGCUAACUUUAAACUUGUGCAAAAGCAAGUUUUUGACUUUUGCAGUAGUGAUGAAAAACAACAGAGAGUUCUUAAUAUUCCGUCGUCGAAAUGGAACGAAGAUUUCAGGCUGACAGCGUCCGAUUGUAGAGGGAUGCUGGUGUCAGAACUGAUGCAGGUUCAGAAGCUGAUGGACAGGGCCAGGGAACGGCUGAGGAGGGACGGAACGCAAGAACAAUGGGGGGCGUAUGUUCAGAACUUUCGGCAUAACAACAAAAUGCGGAUGAAAAAUAUAGAAACAUAUAACGAUAUGUUUUACGUUAAACCCGCAAAUGUCACAUGAUAUCUCAUAUGUUAUUGCAAUGAAACACGACAAAAAAUGUUUACCCACUUUGGAAACUCGGUUAAAGCCUGCGCCUUGGUCUUGAUGAAGAACGUUGCGUUUAGUGGCAUUGAGCAAUAGACAAGGUUUGUUUACACGGCUACCUGUAAAUAAUUGGGUUUGGUUUGCAAACCAUUGGUGUAGAGUAUGAGCAACUGGGUAUGAUAGCAUCAUAUCAACCAGUUCACAGAAUUCCAAAUUCCGGACCCGUGAAGAUUCCGUGGUAGAAUAGGUCUUCAGCGACCCAUGCUUGCCAUAAAAGGCGACUAUGCUUGUCGUAAGAGGCGACUAACGGGAUCGGCUGGUCAGGCUCGCUGACUUGG